AUGGAGAUGACGAGCAGCAUCCUGCGCUUUGCCUUGGCCACGUACUUUAUGAAGCACAGCGGCCGCCCAUUUCCUUAUCACGUCCACGACACGUCGUCGUGGCCUUCUGCAUCCUCCACGUCUUCUUUCUGUCCUACGCCCACUGCUGCACUUUGUCGGGAGGACGAGAAUGAGUUGAGCUCAAAGUUUUCCGACGUCGUGUCGACGCACAUGUCGAACUUGAGGCAGUUGCUGGUGGAGCAGCGACUCGAGGAGUGGUCGAAAGGCGUGAUGGAGCUCCGCGAGUAUGUAGCCACUAAUGGACUAGUAGGGGCAUUCGUGACGUUGCUAGUCGAGUUACUCGAGAGACACGAGCAGGACGCCGUGUCGAUUGUCCAAGUGCUUGAGCAUAUUUGCUUUGAGAAACACGGAGAGCCAUCUCAGGUGUUUGACCAGAUGAUGGACCUGAUCUUCCAAGCGCUACGUCAUUGCUGUGAGAACAAGAACACGGCUGUAACAUUCUGGCUGCUCCGGGCAAUCAACAGCGUCGUUGAUGGUCUGCGUCAACAUCAAGAGCAAAAGUAUACAGCGUCGCCGCAACACCAGCUCCAGCUGGACAACCCAGCAAUGGGAGAAAUGAUCACACGGAUGAUCCACGACUGUCUAGCCAAGUCGGGAAGCGCUGCUAGGACGUAA
Hyaloperonospora brassicae is the source of this 675-nucleotide messenger RNA. The record is from the annotation of a GenBank genome assembly. Lineage: Eukaryota; Oomycota; Peronosporomycetes; Peronosporales; Peronosporaceae.